Cladocopium goreaui is the source of this 2010-nucleotide messenger RNA. The record is from the annotation of a GenBank genome assembly. NCBI's taxonomy places the organism in Eukaryota, Dinophyceae, Suessiales, Symbiodiniaceae.
AUGGAAGCCCGGUGUGGACCCCAAUGGCCCGAGGCGUCAGAACGCUUUUGGAAUUGGAACGUUUUGGCGUUUUCUCCGGGGCAGGCAUUGCCGUUCACUAGUGGAGGACACCUGCAGUCAAGCCCAACGGCCACCUGGUGCGUGCCCGAAUGGGCCCAAAAGUCAGAACCUGUUUGGAACGUUUCGGCGUUUGCUCUGGGGGAGGCAUGGCCUUUCAUUAGUGGAGGACCAGUUGAAGCACUUCGACUGUCAAAUGAAGAGCUGAAACGUCAGUGCGAAAACUUGGCUCACGACCUGCGAAAUAUGUGGGUCAGAAACCAGGAACUGGAGGAGGCGCUCUCCUCUCACAAGGCCCAGCAACAAGAAUUGAGGGCCAGCCAAGAUCGAAUCAAAUAUUUGGAAGAGCAACUGCAAGCUGCACAGGUUGACGAGGAGACGGAGCCAGACAGCACAGACGUUCCUACUGAUGAUUCCUCUGGUGAUGAGGCUACUGAGUCGGAAAGCUCCGACACACACGGCACGUCUGAGGCACUGGUGAAGCUCCUUGAGGUCUUCAUACUCAGUUGCCGGAACGGCGUUGCGAAAUCAAAGGACCUAGAGGCUGUGUUUGAUGCACCAGAAGCCCUGCAUGAGGACCCUUCAGCAUUCUCAGAUCACGUUUCACCUUGUGGUGCCGAGAGCCAAAGGAUUGAACAGAGGCAAACUGACUCGUCGACAGCCUCAAAAGCUGCUGCCAUACGGCUGACCCCGGCAUUGCCUGAGGACUUGCCGGAACCACCCUUGGCUCCCCUCGAAGACGCACAUGACAAGGAAGAGGAAGAUGACAAGGUUGAUGAGAAGGAGACGUCGAAACAGCAAAGGCUUUCUAUUGGUUCGCAAGACUCAGACAGAUCGGACAGCACGAAGAUUCCUAGUGACGAUGGUUCGUUUGGCGAUGAGGCGACUGCGACGGAAAGCUCACAGCGCACAUUGGAGGACUUGCCGGAACCACCCUUGGCUCCCCUCGAAGAGGAAGAUGACAAGGAAGAGGAAGAUGACAAGGUUGAUGAGAAGGAGACGUCGAAACAGCAAAGGCUUUCUAUUGGUUCGCAAGACUCAGACAGAUCGGACAGCACGAAGAUUCCUAGUGACGAUGGUUCGUUUGGCGAUGAGGCGACUGCGACGGAAAGCUCCGACAUACAGGGCACAUCUGAGGUACUCGAGGAAAACAAGCGCAUAUAUCUUGGGAGGACUUCCGGAUACGAUAAGGCUGAGAUCCUCCUUGAGCAAUGCAGCAGCGGUACUGCAAGUGAAGGUGUGGCCCUGAUGAAACCUAGUGAUUCCGAAGCCGACAAGGCCCUUGCAUCUGGUGCCCCAAGGAAGCCAGCGCAACUUUCUGCUAGUUUCUGGCUUCCUGAGUUGAGAAACCAAAUAUCAUCCUAUCUUGAUGUGCCGGCACUGUGUGCUCAGCGAGCCACAGCUCGUGAGAACUACUCACCGAAGGCUUUUGUUGCUCACCUUGUGCAGCUUGUCCGACCUGAAACGCCUGAUGUAAUCGUGGCAGCUGCAGAUAUUGUUUACAACGAAGAGGAGCUUCCAUCGCGGGAGUACGCGCAAGUGUUUGCUCGGGACCGCUUUCAACUCUUCGCGCGGUUUCGAGGUGCCACGAGCAUCUUCGACGCCGGCGCACCGGCUUUUCGACUAUGGUGGGCGAGCAACCCUGGAGCAAUCACCCACUUGUUGACCUGCUGGAUAGAACACACCAAUUCAUUGGACGCAAGGGGGCAAACGAUAGUUCUCGGAGCUUCGCUGAAUGUCUUCGAGGAUUUGGACUGGGGUGCAUUGCAUCUCAAGCAAAUGUUCGCUGCAGAAAUCAUUCGAUUGGAGGCUGAGAGCCACCACCCGAGUGUGCAAACCAAUGUGUCUAUAAUUUUGCAACAGUUCCCGGAGAUCCGAUCAUUGGCCUGCGCAGCAAGUGCCCCAGACACACGUGCUGGCGCGCUACGCAAGCCUCCUCCCAUUUGGACUUAA